UCCUUAAACAAAAUUAAUAAACCAAAACAUUUUAUGGAGUGUAGUGAUAAUUUAAAUUUGGCUGCAAUAAAUAUAACGAAAACAAUUUUUGAGUCUGUUCCUCUGUUUCUUUUGAUUUCUAUAUUAGUCUAUGGAAUAGAAAAAAUACUACGAUUGGGAAAAAAUUACACGCGUUUUACAAAUAAAAAGAUGGCACCAUGCAGGGCUGCGUCUGAAAAACAGCUGGAAUUGCUACUUGAAUUCAUAGAGAAACAUAAAAAUGUUUUCCUUAAUAACCUUGGUGGAGGCCCCCUUGCUCGACAAACCAGCAUUCAAAAAUGGGAAGAAAUCUCGAGAAAACUGAAUAGCGUGGGAUCCGGCUGCAAUAAAACCGCUAUAGAAUGGAAGAGAUAUUGGACACUGCUUAAAAGCCGCACAAAGGUCAAGGCUGUAGAUGUGCGGCGAGCGUCCAUUGCGGCUAGAAGCAGUUCAAACUACAAACCACCUUUGACCCCAAUUGAGAAAAGAAUAAUUGGCAUACUUGGUAAAGAGGCACUAGAGAUCAAGUCUGAAACCAGAAUUCCUAUAAAAAUUGCAGAUCCACCUUCUGAGCCAGCUAGAUGUCCCUCACCAAUGGAAGAAAUUAUUUUUGAAGAGCAUUUGAGCCUCUCUUCCAUUGAGACAACAGAUGUUGAAAAUACCCCACAGUGGGCCAUGGAAAUUGAGAAUAAAAGACUGGAAAGUCAUACCAAAAUAUAUCAAGAAAUAAAAGGCGUCAAAAAUGCUAUAGAAGCUCAAACUGUAGCCAUAAAUAGAGUUGGAGACUUAUUGGCAGCAUGGUUAGAAAAAAGUAAUACCUAUACAAUAGCCCAAAUUGAUUCAGACUCCUAGUAAACAAAUUAGGAAUCACCUUAUUUAGAGUUGUCAAAUAAGAAACAAUUUUUUUUUUAUGUACACUUGUUUUUACCAUAGAUCUAAGAUGAUAAGAUGUACUUAUGUAGGUACAUUAUGUUGAGCACCUACGCCGUAUCGUUGGAUAGGUCUUCAAGUAUACUGUUAAUACCAUUUUUUUUAUUUAGGAUUGUGUUUGUGAAAUGGACGUUUAAUGGACCACUCUCUUGCAGAAAUUUCGUUUUCAUACACAAAUUACUUAUUAUCACCAAAGAUCCUUUACGGAUUGCAACUUAUACCGCUAAACGAAAAUAAUGUUUUGACAUUGAUGCAGACUAUUACGGAUUGAUGCAGAACUAUUACGAAUUGAUUCAGCCAUUGUAAAAAUGAAUGUUUGAGGCACAGAUUAAGAAUAAUAGGCAGAUGGAGGGACGGUGUCGUAGCCGCACCAAAUACAUUCUCGAGUCAGUACGACACGAAGCGUCGCAUCUGUAUCUAUCAGUAUCAAUAUUAUUCAAGAAAAAUGGCGUCUUUGAACGAUUAUUCACUCACAAAUAUUUUUUUUUAUAUAUCCUCGAUUAUAGAUAAAGCCACCGUACAUAUUUUGAUUUAAUUUAAUAUGAAGUCUAGUAAGGCGACAGAUAAGUAUCACUAUCAAGAAAUGUUCAAUUUAUACUAUACCUAGUACCAACCUAUUAAGGUCUCUUGUCUACUAUUUUCUAUACAAGAUUAAAUCUUUUAAUUGAAGUCAGCAUCAGCAAUAAUUAUGAAAAUCUCUAAGUCUUCACAUUAAAGAAAUAAUAAAUUAAAUACUUAACAA
Bicyclus anynana (squinting bush brown) is the source of this 1690-nucleotide messenger RNA. RefSeq lists its product as uncharacterized. The record is from RefSeq and is a predicted model, not a curated record. The coding region runs from base 34 to 870 and encodes 278 amino acids. The transcript is spliced from 5 exons. NCBI's taxonomy places the organism in Eukaryota, Metazoa, Arthropoda, Insecta, Lepidoptera, Nymphalidae. Gene Ontology annotation, cellular component: nucleus.